AUGUUUUUCUUACCAAAUAAUCGGAUCGUAUACUUGCUUGUCCUAGCAGCAGUGCUUACUUCGGUUCUCGCCAAUGUUGAAAAGGCCAUCUUUACAGCACCCGCACUAUUACCCAUUCCUCAACAGAAACCUUUGCUGGCCGACCUCAGACUGCCAGUCCUCACACCAGAGGCCUCUGAGAUCAGGACAAACUUGAGCCGCGUGUUUCACUCUAAAGCAAAAGAUUAUGCCUCUGGUGCUGCGACAUGGGUGCUUUUGGAUAACCUAAACCCCGAGCAGCGGUAUGAGUUUCGAGUCUGCUGGGCUGCGAUUCAACCUACGAGCUUCAUUCUGGAUGUUUUCGGGCUAGAUACCGUAUGGGAGACCCCAGAGCUUAUUCAGUCACUGGCAGGCUAUGCCUUCUCACGUCAAGACGAAGGGGGUGAACUACAUGAAGAGUUGCCUCAGCCUGGAGAGAAGGAGCGCAAAGCCUCACUUCUUUUACUACAAAUCAAAGCCUCUGCGGACUACUUCACUGAUGAUGAAGCUCUCAUGAAGGAUCCCCCAGCUGUGCUCGUGGAUCUUAUCCUCGACCCCUAUCUAUUCAACGUCGUCCCUCGCUCAUUGAUCCCAACCGCUGGCUACAUUGUUGUCCUCGCUGUAGUGUCAUGGUUUGUGGCCACAUCCGUUGCCUCGAGGUUACAAACGAUUGCCGUGACGGCAGAUAGCGCAGACAAGAAAAAUAAAUGA
Molecule: messenger RNA, 729 nt
Organism: Fusarium venenatum
Lineage: Eukaryota; Fungi; Ascomycota; Sordariomycetes; Hypocreales; Nectriaceae
Biological process (GO): GPI anchor biosynthetic process
Cellular component (GO): mannosyltransferase complex; endoplasmic reticulum membrane
Molecular function (GO): mannosyltransferase activity
Source: RefSeq, a predicted model, not a curated record